Molecule: messenger RNA, 1113 nt
Organism: Botrytis sinoallii
Lineage: Eukaryota; Fungi; Ascomycota; Leotiomycetes; Helotiales; Sclerotiniaceae
Exons: 2
Coding region: 1-1113 (370 amino acids)
Source: RefSeq, a predicted model, not a curated record
AUGUCUUUAGGCCGUUAUCAUCUCGGAAGCAGUGGCCGUCAUGGCCAACUCGAUGAAUAUGGUCAAUCUCAACAGCAGAAUUAUGGCGGAGAUCAGUCUCGCGAGUCUAACUUUAGAAGUGGAGACAUCCAAGGAACAUACAACCAUGGCCCAGAUAGGAAUGCCAUGAAUCUCCCUCCUUUGAACCCGACUGAUAGCAUUGCUCCAUCACCACAUCCGACAAACAACUACCGUCUACCCCCAAUCAGCUCGGUCCUGAGACCACCUGCUCCAUAUACAUAUCAUUCAGCGCAGGCCUCUAGUACUACGAUCCUAAGAACGCCAGAGAAUUUCCACGUUCCUGCAGCUCGCUUGUAUUCUAAUACGACUAGUCAGUCACAGCACUAUCUAGCUUCCGAAUUAAGAAGUCGUGAGGCUCCUUACCAUCCGAGUGAUACAGGACGCUCUCAAGAAUCUGGCAGUCAAAAGUACCCCCUAAAUACACAUCAACUACACGCUUUGAAACACGAAGGCAACAAGGGCACGGAUUCCAUGCAGCAAUUUCAGGCUGUUAUUCCGACUUCAAUGCAGAGAUCACUUCCUCCUUUGGGUAGGCCAGGAAGAGAUAUAGCUACUCCAUCGUCUAGACGGGCAAGAAAAGAUAAGUCUCGGAGAAGACAAGAGCCGAGAGAAAGAUCGAAAUCUUACAGCUCUGAUGAACUCGCAUUUAUGCCGCCCCAACAGCCAUCACAAGGCUAUUGCGAAAGCCUUCGCUAUCACGCAACUGUUAAAAGCCCACAGGUCGUUGAAGACAACAGUCGUGCGACAGAAGAGAUGCCAGCGGAUUCUGACAUGGAGUGUCUUCUGCCGACAUGUAAGACGCGGAUAAGUAAGAAUGCCUCUUUUGGGGCAUGUGGAUCACAUCGUGAUCAAUUAUCAACUUGGGACUUCUCGUAUUGCGAGGCAGAGAUGGGACGUGCAAGUAAAGGAGAGGUCUUUUUUCCUAAUGGACAAUGUCGGAACAAAAAGCCGUCUGGUAAAAACCGCUGGUGCGCGUAUCAUGGAUUUAAAGCUUAUCGUUGGAGAGACGAAUUUAUGGCUUCAGACUGUAUGAAAGAUGGGAAGUGGUUUUAA